AUGGAUCCGGUAGAGGCCGGUGAUUGCUUGGGUGGAAGACCGCAACAGCUAAUAUUUCUCACUGGAUUAGAUCCAAAUAACAGAGAGUCGCAUUCAGCUCUCGUGAGCACGUUUGGAGUUCGGUCUCAGGAUCGGCCUCCUCUAAAUCUUCGACUGGUAUCUGCCGAAUUGGAACUACCACUGGGUUCUGAAAAAUUGGCUGGCAGAGGUAUACUGCGUCGUGAUUGGCCUUCAAAAUAUCUGGAUAGGGUUCCUGCAUUGAUUGUAUUAUUCCUGGAUCUUGACUGGGAUCAUGCUUCAUGGAGCGAGAAGAAAACGGAAGCAGAAAGUAAAUGUGCUAGUCUUCGAUCUAGUGCUACACAUGGAAGCAGACUAGCGAUAUGUCGUCUGACCCCUCGCCAAUUGUUUGUUGUACCCAUGCUAGGGGAUCUCGCUGGUUAUGUUUCGAAGUUGGAGUCUGCAUUUCACGAAUUAGCACAAGGAUUCUAUCAGCAGAAGUUGAAGACAAUUCGUGCUCGUUCUAUCCCUAACAACUCUCCUGCUCUGGUUGUUCGACAAUUGUUCAAGUUGGCUUUCAUUUCCGAGCUGAGGCAGGAUACUCAUACAGCGAAUUAUCGACUAGCCUAUGAGCAAUGUAAGGACCAUAUGGAAAGCUGGGAUGGUGUUGACAUUUUUGAAUGGCGUACUGUUGUCGGAAUUUUGAAUUACAAAAUUUGUGAGUUGUGUUUCUUGCACAAUAUGGCUGUCGAAGCUAUCAAUCAAAUGCGUCGGCAUCAAGCGAUUUUCUUCGCCGGUCCAACCGGCAUCUAUCCUUCACCGCAAUUGGCUAACAUCGAGUUGCAGCUGUGGAAUGCGAAACAGUGCUGGCACUUCGCGCAGCUCUUUGAACAAGCUGUUGUUAAUGGUUUGACGGCGUUGGCCACGUUGAAUCCAGGAACACAUCUUGGCCUAGCUGCCUCGCUUUAUUCGGCUGUAAACAAAAACAUAUUGGCACUAAAGAAGAGUAACCCGGUAACGAAGCCUUAUCCGGUUCCCGAUCCAAUGGCUAAUAUUCAGAAUACUGUAUUUUUCGGCCAGCGCCCAUGGAGAAUCGGUUAUGACAGGCUUGCUCCUCCCAAUGUGGAAGAAGAUGCUGUUACUGCCAUUCUGAAAGCCAGUGUUUACUACCAGAGUGGUGAUUUGGUGCGCGCGUUGCAGCUAUGGGUAGCUGUUGUGAGGGAGGGUAUUCCUCCUGCUAUACGGUUGGAUAUACUGCAAAAAGCUAUUAGUGCUGCAUAUUGUGCAGCAUCUCUUAAGGAUUAUGUUUGGUGUUGUGUCCAAUUAAUGUUGAACUUACCGGCAGCUGAAGAAGGGCUACGAGCUGUCCUCCGGUGCCAACCGCCUGCACCGCCUUUUUCACAAAAUGAUGUGACACCCGCUCAGGUUAUGGUAUAUAUUGUGACGUUCAACCAGUGUUUUGAGAAUCCGAAUGCGCUCGACGUCAAUCGGCCUUUUAUGGAAAUUUUAAAACCUUAA
Messenger RNA from Haemonchus placei, 1515 nucleotides. The record is from the annotation of a GenBank genome assembly. Lineage: Eukaryota; Metazoa; Nematoda; Chromadorea; Rhabditida; Trichostrongylidae.